Molecule: messenger RNA, 831 nt
Organism: Paramecium tetraurelia
Lineage: Eukaryota; Ciliophora; Oligohymenophorea; Peniculida; Parameciidae
Exons: 3
Molecular function (GO): protein binding
Source: RefSeq, a predicted model, not a curated record
AUGAAUAAUGAUAAAAAAAAUGAUAAAAAACCUACCAAACAGGUUGAGAAGAGUUCUACGACUAAUAACUAAUAAAUUUAGAGUAAACUCUUGGGCACAAAUGUUAAUGAAAUAAAUAUUGAAAAACUACGCGAUCUCAAAUAAACUUAGAAUUACAAUUUACAAGGCAAACUUAAUUCAUAAAUUGUUAAAACAGUAUCCAAUAAAUUCGGUCUCGAUAUCGUAUUUGUCUUGGAUCUAAGCAAUUAAAAGAUCGGCAAUAUUGAUUGUUUAACAGAAUGCAUUCAUCUAGUUUAAUUGAACCUUCAAAACAAUUCAAUCAGUGACAUUUCUCCAUUGAAGGUUAUGAAAGAUCUUGCCUUUUUGAAUAUUUCCAAUAAUCAAAUUACUCAAUUGGAUUUGGGGGAGUUGUACUCACUUCAAAAUUUACAAGCUAAAGGCAACUUCAUCAAGAGUGUUAAGGCAAUCGAGUAUUUAGAUCGCAUUAGAGUAUUGAGGACACUCUAUCUACAAUGUCCAUCUGGGGAUCAGAAAAAUCCUAUUUGCGAUCUUAAUAAUUAUAGGAAUGUGAUUUUCAAUACAAUUAAGGCACUUUAAAGACUUGAUGGUUAUACUCGGGAACAAGAAUACAACACAGGAUAGGAAUUGUAAAAGGAGCAGGUUUAAAUCAAAAUUGAGAUUCCGAAUACUGGUCCAUGGUAUGUUUAGCAAUUCCCCAAAGUUGACAGUUCUUCAACGGUUUAACUCGAUGAUAAGGGAGUGAAAUAAUCAUUGGAUGAGACUAAAAAGUUAAUCGGCAAUAUUGAAAUGAAAUUGGCUUUAUUAAAUUGA